GAAGAAUGAAGGGGGAUCUCUUUGAAAUGUGCUGAAUAUUGAUAGGCCUAGAUAGAGUGGAUGUGGAGAGGAUGUUUUCAGUACUGGGAGACUAUAAGACCAGAGGGCACAGCCUCAGAAUACAAGCACAUCCCUUAAGAACUCAGAUGAGGAGGAAUUUCUUCAAAGUUCAAAAUAAAUUUAUCAAAGUACGUAUAUGUUCCAUAUGUUGCCCUAAGAUUCAUUGCUUUGCAAGUUUUAGAUGUAGCUUUAGCCAGCAGUGAAUCUGUGGAAUUCAGCGCAGAGAUUCAAAGCAGAGAUUGAUAGAUUCUUGAUGUAUAAGGGUGGCAAAGGUUUUAGGAAGAAGACAGGAAAAUAUGCUUGAGAGGGAAAAUAAAUCAACCAUGAUCAAAUGUGUAGUAGAUAGAUGGGCUGAAUGGCCUAAUUCUGCUCUAGUGACUUAUGGCCUUACCUCCUCUUUGCUCUGCUCAUGGGCAAGGCUUGUCCUUGAGAGGGAAAACAAGUAUAGUAUGUUACCAUAGUACAAGAAUGUACAACCAGAUGUUAGUAAUAGGCCUCUCACUGCGUUUGUAUGGAUAUACUGUUAGAAGUACACCACUUAAUCAACCUGUAUAAUAAUACUGUCAGCAAUACACUUGCUUGCUGAAAUUGUAUAUUAAUAACAAUAACAAUAAUUCACUGAUAGGUCUAGCAGAACAAAUUUUAGCUGUUAUUGAUAGUUAGUAAAUUAGAAAGCAAUUUGUGACAUGUUUUACUGAUGGCUUCUGAUGUAAUUCAGUAACCUACACUUAGAUCCAGAAAUUUGUUGACAGAAAUUGUGGUAUUUUCAUGUGGUAAAGGAGUGUGCUGCCAAACUUCCUUAACUUCUCUUCAUUCUCGUCUUUUGGCUCUGAGGACAAGGGGAGAGGUGGAUUCCCAGUUGAUCAACCUUGUUGGCCUAUCAUGGGUGGACUGGUUGGUGGUCUGCUCUUAGCAGCUCAUAUUCUUUUCUGAUCAAGUGAAGUGUGCCUUUAUCACGUCUGGUGUUUCUGAUGCUUACCAAGGAUCUUUGGCCAUAACUGGCUGACAAGUAUAAAAUUUGUUUGAGGAAUUGUGGAGGUUAGACAUAUGAAGAUCAUUGAUAGCAUUGAGAAGAACACAAACAAUAUUAUGAUGAGUUUCUCAUAAAGCAUUUUGAAGGCAUUAUUGGUGGUACCUCUCCAGUCUCUUUAUAGCUCAUUAUACAACUUUGAUAAAGAAGGGUAAGGAUGAUAAACAAAUUAUUUCCUGGGAUGUUGUUGUUUUGUGAAGGUGAAGUGAAACACUAACUCUGUUGAAUCAUAACACUGCAGCUAAGUUGUGGGGAAGGAUGACCACCUACGUUCAGGAAAUGCUUGACCAUCUCGGGGCUCUGUCCCAUGAUGUUCAGUUGUGAGGGGCUGUUUGUGAGCCUUUGAACAGUCUGACAAAGGAGCUUUAGUAUACUUAAUAUUGACCAAAAUUUCCAAGCUUCAAUAAUUUUCUGGAGUGGGCUAUAGGUCGCGUGUGCAAAAACAGGAUGAAUUGGAAAAUUCACUUAUCAAGUGGAGGCCGAAGUGCUCUGUAUCCAUUCUGUAUUUGAAGGUGAUUCCAGAGGGAAGACUCUCUUUACUGAGGUCAAUGAUAAUUGCUAUGUAGGUGUUGAAUUAGCUAUUCAUUUACUCUAGGUUAACUAACAAGCAAUUCUGUCUUCAAACCACAAUCAAGAAUACUGUCAUCUAGUUACGCAGGAGCCUUAAGACCUCAGUUAAGUUUUGUCAGAUAUCCUCUCUUACAAACCUUCACAGUUUAUAGAAUCAAGAGAAGGGUUUAUGUACAAUUCCUUUAGGAUCCAUGCUAUGAAGAUCAUGUGAGGACCUCUUAAUUAACCUAUACAUCCACCUACCUCAUCUCAUCUGUGGCCACAAAUUUAUUAUUUCAUCAUGCAAGUUCCCGGCAACUAUACCAGUUUCUCUUUGUUUUAUUUUAAUAUAACAAUGGCCUGACAGGUUAACCCAAUAUGAUCACUGUAAGUGGAUAUCCAUCCAGGAUAUGGAUGUCCUGAGAGGGUUUAGGUUAUUUUUUUUUAGCGGUCUGAGAAGAGGGAAUUCCAAAAGGGGCUGGCCUGAGACAAUCAACACACACAAAAUGCUGGAGGGACUCAGCAGGCCAGCAUUUUGUAUGAGUUGCUUGGAUUUCCAGCAUCUGCAGAUGUUCUUGCGGUUGUGUCCUAUGACCGUACCGCCUGCCGAAUUACAACCUUGCUCAUUUCAGGUGCAGUCGCAUAUGUGUGGAUACGCUGGAGGCCAUCAGCUUCACUGGUCCUGGCACAGUCAGAAUCCAAAUCCGAUUUAUUAUCACAUUAUGUACAGUGUGAAAUUUGUUGCUUUUUUGCCACAAUGCUAGAAUUUUUCUUUUGCAGCUUUGUGGAUUCCCGCCGCAGGCCUGCAAGUAAUUUGCUUUGGUGUGUGGCUAACAGUAACAAACUUGUAAGAAGGAGAUCCACUACUUUGUGGGGAUGUUGGAGGCUGUGCAGUCUUGCGACCUGACCUCAUGGGUAACCCUAUCAAGAAUAUGAGAUUCUGGAUGAAGUAGCCAGAGUCAUUAAAACCUACAGCCUUCUCUGCCAUAAUAUUCUCAGUCCAGGAAGAAGUUCUGAUUUAGUAAUAAUUUGUUCAGUGAUGCUGUAAGAUAAGAGGCUGAAAAAGCUGAGGACCGACCUGGUGAAUGGUCUCACUAAGGGUGUCAUUGCUGAUCUGGUGGAUGAAAUGCAAGGAGAAGGAGUGAUCAACACCUCUGAAUGUGAAGAGAUUCUCCAAGCAAAUGUAACAACCAAAGACAAGGCUAGAGGUCUUAUUGAUACUGUGUCAAGAAAGGGACCUCGAGCUAGUGAAAAACUAAUUCAGAGUCUGAAUAAUGCAGAUAAAGAGCUGUGCAACAAGCUGGGACUUUCCCCGGUGGAAAACAUGGGAUCAUCUGUCCCACCCACUCCACCAGCUCUAGUGAUCCCCACAACUGGUGAGUGGAUAACUCCAUGUGUACAGCAGCAGUAUGAUGAGCUUUCUCAGAAGACGGAGGUAUACCCAGUGUUGCCAAAGAACAACAGGAAACGGCUGGCCCUGAUAAUUAACAAUAUUGAGUUUACGAAUCCUAAAAUGGCAAGGCAUGGUGCAGAGGUGGAUGAAAAACAAAUGCAGAAACUGCUGAAUGGCUUUGGGUACGAAGUGGAAGGGCACAAUAAUUUAACAGCAGAGGCGAUGAAGGAAGCACUGACUGCAUUUUCAAAUCGAGAGGAGCACGUGCAGUCGGAUAGCACCUUUAUAGUUUUAAUGUCCCAUGGACUCCGGGAUAAAAUCUGUGGCAAACGUCACAGUGAAAGUGAGGAAGAUACUUUUCACAUUGACCAAAUUUUCAAUAUUUUAAACAACAAGAACUGCAAAGGGCUGAGAGGAAAGCCAAAGAUCAUCAUCAUCCAGGCCUGUCGUGGAAGGAGCCUUGGUCAUGCCUAUGUCAGUGAUUCAGCAACUCCUCAGCCCCACAUUGAGUACGAAGAAGAAGGUCCUUUUUACCAAGUACACAAGGAAAGUGAUUUCAUCUGUUUCUGUUCCACCACACCAGACAGCGUGGCCCUUAGGCAUCCUGAGAAGGGAAGCAUAUUCAUCCAGAACUUGAUUGACGUUAUGAGGCAAAACGCAAGCAACGAUCAUAUUGAGGAGCUGUUCUUCAAGGUGCAGCAGUCCUUCAUGGAAUUUACCAGACAACUGCCUGUGAAGGAGAGAGGCACACUGAUGAAGAAAUUCUACCUGUUCCCUGGUUUUUGACACCUUGGUUCCCAGAAGUGAACCAACCCCGAAAUCCAGAGCACUGUGUUAUAGAAAUCAAAGCUCAGCUGAGUUACUUCUGCAGUAGAAUAUCAGAAUAUACAUUGGAGAUUAUUUUGAAGUAUUCCUUAGGAUGUAUGUUGAUGGGCUGGGAAAGAGCGGGUGGUUAUCUCCACCCGGCAAGGUGAAAGGUAUCUGUGGUACCUAGAUACCUGAUGCCUGUUUGCUUCUGAUCAUGUUAAAUUAAUUGGGGGCUUUUAAUUUGCUUUGAUUGAUUGCAUAUUACUUCAGAUAGUCUCAAGGAGAGCAAAGUGAACUAGUCCUCUGCAUUUUGUACAAUUUUCAAUUCUCACUGCAUCGGCAGUGAAGCUAGAGCUCAGUUCUUCAGCCUGUCCAGGAGGCCAAAGGCCACCAUUGCUGUCGAUCCACACUCUCUGAAGAACUAUAUAUCUUUUUCUUUUUACAAUAUUUUUAUUCAGAAGUAAAAAAAUUUACAGAGUGCAACACAUAGAUACAUCUCAACAUAACUUGUGUACAUUCAUACAUUGUAAUAAAAUUGAUCAAAAUGUUAUAGCAUAACACAUAAAGGUAUACCACUCUGUAAUCAAAAAUUUAAAGAUAGGUUAUACAUCAUAAAAGAAAAUUUUUUAUAUAUAUAAAAAAAGUCAACCCCCUACCAACUACCAAAGAAAAAAGCUGAUGGAUGACAAUGGAUAAUUAGAAAAAAAAACAUAUUCACUUAAGAAGAGAAGAUAAAAAUAUACACAAAAGUCUGUGCACUGUUAAACUUUAUAGCUUGGAAAAGUAAUUUAGGAAAGGUCCCCAAAUAUCAUAAAAAGAUUGUUUCGAAUUUAAGACUGAGCAGCGGAUCUUUUCUAAAUUUAAAUACGACAUAAUAUCACGUAGCCAUUGAAGAUGUGUAGGAGGGGUAGACUCCUUCCAUUUAAGCAAGAUUGCUCUUCUUGCUAAAAGAAAGGUAAAAACUAAAACCUGUAGGUUAGGAGUAUUUAAAGUUAUAUCUUAGACAAUGGACAAUAGGUGCAGAAGUAGACCAUUGGGCCCUUCGAGCCUGCACCGCCAUUUUGAGAUCAUGGCUGAUCAUCUACUAUCAAUACCUGGUUCCUGCCUUGUCACCAUAUUCCUUGAUUCCCCUAUCCAUAAGAUACUUAUCUAGCUCCUUCUUGAAAGCAUCCAGAGAAUUGGCCUCCACUACCUUCCGAGGCAGUGCAUUCCAGACCCCCACAAUUCUCUGGAAGAAGAAAUUUUUCCUUAACUCUGUCCUAAAUGACCUACCUCUUAUUCUCAAACCAUGCCCUCUGGUACUGGACUCUCCCAGCAUCUGGAACAUAUUUCCUGCCUCUAUCUUGUCCAAUCCCUUAAUAAUCUUAUAUGUUUCAAUCAGAUCCUCUCUCAAUCUGCUUAAUUCCAGCGUGUACCAGCCCCAGUCUCUCUAACCUCUCUGCGUAAGACAGUCCAGACAUCCCAGGAAUUAACCUCGUGAAUCUACGCUGCAAUUCCUCCACAGCCAGGAUGUCCUUCCUUAACCCUGGAGACCAAAACUGUACACAAUACUCCAGGUGUGGUCUCACCAGGGCUCUGUACAAAUGCAAGAGGAUUUCCUUGCUCUUGUACUCAAUUCCCUUUGUAAUAAAGUCCAACACUCCAUUAGCCUUCUUCACUGCCUGCUGCACUUGCUCAUUCACCUUCAGUGACUGAUGAACAAGGACUCCUAGAUCUCUUUGUAUUUCUCCCUUACCUAACUCUACACUGUUCAGAUAAUAAUCUGCCUUCCUGUUCUUACUCCCAAAGUGGAUAACCUCACACUUAUUCACAUUAAACGUCAUUUGCCAAGUAUCUGCCCACUCACCCAGCCUAUUCAAGUCAGCCUGAAUUCUCCUAACAUCCUCAUCACGUCACACUGCCACCCAGCGUAGUAUCAUCAGCAAAUUUGCUGAUGUUAUUCUCAAUGCCUUCACCUAAAUCGUUGACAUAAAUUGUAAACAGCUGUGGUCCCAAUACCGAAACCUGUGGCACCCCACUAGUCACCACCUGCCAUUCUGAGAAACACCCAUUCACUGCUACCCUUUGCUUUCUAUCUGUCAACCAGUUUUCUAUCCAUGUCAAUGUCUUCCCCCCAAUGCCCUGAGCUAUGAUUUUACCCACCAAACUCCUAUGUGGGACCUUAUCAAAUGCCUUCUGAAAAUCGAGGUACACUACAUCCACUGGAUCUCCCCCGUCUAACUUCCUGGUUACAUCCUCGAAAAACUCCAACAGAUUAGUCAAGCAUGAUUUACCCUUGGUAAAUCCAUGCUGGCUCAGCCCAAUCCUAUCACUGCUAUCUAGAUAUGCCACUAUUUCAUCUUUAAUAAUGGACUCUAGCAUCUUCCCCACCACUGAUGUCAGGCUGACAGGUCGAUAGUUCUCUGUUUUCUACCUCCCUCCUUUCUUAAAAAGUGCGAUAACAUUAGCCAUUCUCCAAUCCUCAGGAACUGAUGCUGAAUCUAAGGAACAUUGGAAAAUGAUUACCAAUGCAUCUGCAAUUUCCAGGGCCACCUCCUUUAGUACCCUAGGAUGCAGACCAUCUGGACCUGGGGAUUUGUCAGCCUUCAGUCCCAUCAGUCUUCUCAUAACUGUUUCUUUCCUAAUGUCAAUCUGUUUCAUUUCCUCUGUUACUUUAUGUCCUUGGCCCAUCCAUACAUCUGGGAGAUUGCUUGUGUCUUCCUUAGUGAAAACAGAUCUAAAGUACUCAUUAAAUUCUUCUGCCAUUUCUCUGUUUCCCAUAACAAUUUCACCCAAUUCAUUCUUCAAGGGCCCAGCAUUGUUCUUAACUAUCUUCUUUCUCUUCACAUACCUAAAAAAGCUUUUGCUAUCUUCCUUUAUAUUCCCAGCUAGCUUGUGUUCAUUUUUCUCCCUGUAUUGCCUUUUUAGUUAAGUUCUGGUGUUCCUUAAAAACUUCCCAAUCAUCUGUCCUCCCACUCACCUUAGCUCUGUCAUACUUCCUUUUUUUUAAUGCUAUGCAAUCUCCGACUUCCUUUGUCAACCAUUGUGGCCCCUUUCCCCCCUUUGAAUCUUUCCUUCUCUGGGGGGGUGAACUGAUUUUGCACCUUGUGCAAAUCUUCAUUUGCAAUAAUACCAAACAAGGCAGUAAGGGGAUUUGGGUCAAAUUGGACCCCAAACAUGAGGUGCUAGCUUUAAAAACAUUCGUACUGACCUUUAUGAGGAUAUUUGUGCCGGUAGUCAUUGUUCCUUGUUUAUUUUCAUUUAAUGUUCACUUAUUUCCUCUUGUAGCUUUGUGAUCUUCGCUGCUGUCACUCAGGCUCAUGCAGACUGCCCCCACCCCACUCCUUCACAUGCCAGCUGUUCCUUGCCUACAUUCAGCAAAAUGCACAACACAUUCCAGCCAACAGAAAUGCUCAAUUUAAGAACUCUAAGGUGGCAUUCACAGUGCCUGUUGCCUGAAAAACUUGAAAGGUAUUUAUUCCUUCGCAUAAAAUUCCACCUUGUGCAGUCCAGCGUGACAUAGGUGCAGGCGUGCGUCAUUCAGCAACUCAUACCUUCUCAAAGACCACAAGCUCAAAGAGAGUAAUGGUAAGGGUUCAAGCAAGAGAAAAUCUGCAGACGCCAGAAAUCCAAAGCAACACACACAAAACGCUGGAGUAAUUCAGCAGGCCGGGCAGCAUCUAUGGAAAAGAGUAAACAGUUGACGGUUCGGGGCGGAGACCCUUCCAAAUCAGUGAGAGGGUUUCACUAAACAGUUGAAGGGAAAUUUAAAAAAAUUUCUUCAGGAUAGGCAUCCCUGGAAGAAACUUCGCAGAGUAGUAGUAGUAAUAGUAGCACAAACACAAGAAUACCUGCAGAUGCUG
Molecule: messenger RNA, 7681 nt
Organism: Hypanus sabinus (Atlantic stingray)
Lineage: Eukaryota; Metazoa; Chordata; Chondrichthyes; Myliobatiformes; Dasyatidae
Product: caspase-1-like
Exons: 9
Coding region: 2766-3818 (350 amino acids)
Biological process (GO): regulation of apoptotic process; proteolysis
Molecular function (GO): cysteine-type endopeptidase activity
Source: RefSeq, a predicted model, not a curated record